AGUGUGUCAGGGGACUCGGCGAGGCGGAAGCCGGGCAUGGCUGGGGGCGGUGGCACCGCCCUGGCGGAGACGCUGCUGCUGUUGCUAGACUACGCGAGCUAGCCUUCGUCACUUCCUCAGCCCGCCGUCUGCCCACUCCACAGACCGGAACCCGGGGAGUGGGUGCAGACUUUUCCUCCGAGGUCCAGGACAGCGGUCGGCCGGGCAGCUGGAGUGGAGGCCACGCCACCUGCGGGGAAGAACCUGAGCCGAGGCGGGAAGAUGGCUGCAGACAAGCCCGCAGAUCAGGGAGCAGAGAAACAUGAGGGACCAGGUCAGUCUUCUGGGAUCACUGAUCAAGAGAAGGAGUUGUCCACCAAUGCUUUCCAAGCUUUCACAGCUGGAAAUUAUGAUGUAUGUCUGCAGCAUCUUGCCUGCCUACAAGAUAUAAACAAAGAUGAUUAUAAAAUAAUUUUGAACACAGCAGUAGCUGAAUUUUUUAAAAGUAACCAAACCACAACAGAUAGUUUGAGACAAACACUUAACCAGCUGAAGAAUCAGGUCCAUUCUGCUGUUGAAGAAAUGGAUGGAUUAGAUGAUGUUGAAAAUAGCAUGUUGUAUUACAAUCAAGCAGUGAUUCUUUAUCAUCUGCGGCAGUACACAGAAGCCAUAUCAGUUGGUGAAAAACUUUAUCAGUUUAUAGAGCCUUUUGAAGAAAAAUUUGCCCAAGCAGUGUGUUUUUUGCUUGUAGACCUCUAUAUAUUAACCUACCAAGCUGAGAAAGCUUUACAUCUUCUUGCUGUUUUGGAAAAAAUGAUUUCACAGGGCAACAAUAACAAAAAUGGAAAGAAUGAGGCUGGUAAUAACACCAACAAAGACACGUCUAACCAUAAAGGUGAAAGCGGAGCUCUAAUAGAAGCUGCAAAGUCAAAGAUACAUCAGUAUAAAGUAAGAGCUUAUAUCCAAAUGAAGUCCCUGAAGGCAUGCAAAAGGGAAAUCAAGUCAGUCAUGAACACAGCUGGGAAUUCUGCACCCUCUUUGUUUCUUAAAAGCAAUUUUGAAUACUUAAGAGGCAAUUAUCGGAAAGCUGUGAAGCUCCUGAAUAGUUCAAACAUUGCUGAGCAUCCAGGAUUCAUGAAAACAGGUGAAUGCUUGAGGUGCAUGUUCUGGAAUAAUCUUGGUUGUAUCCAUUUUGCCAUGAGCAAGCACAAUUUGGGAAUUUUCUACUUUAAAAAGGCUCUGCAGGAGAAUGACAAUGUCUGUGCACAGCUUAGUGCAGGCAGCACUGAUCCAGGCAAAAAAUUUUCAGGAAGACCCAUGUGUACAUUACUAACCAACAAGAGGUAUGAGUUGCUUUAUAACUGUGGGAUUCAGCUGCUUCACAUUGGAAGGCCUCUUGCUGCGUUUGAAUGUCUGAUCGAAGCUGUUCAGGUUUAUCAUGCAAACCCCCGCCUCUGGCUACGGCUGGCAGAAUGCUGCAUUGCUGCCAAUAAGGGGACUUCUGAACAAGAAACUAAAGGUCUUCCGAGUAAAAAAGGAAUUGUGCAGUCUAUUGUUGGUCAAGGCUAUCAUCGUAAAAUAGUUCUGGCAUCACAGUCCAUACAAAAUACUGUAUAUAAUGAUGGACAGUCUUCAGCCAUUCCUGUAGCCAGCAUGGAGUUUGCAGCCAUUUGUCUCAGAAAUGCUUUGUUGCUGUUACCUGAAGAACAGCAAGAUCCGAAGCAGGAGAAUGGCUCUAAAAAUAGUAAUCAGUUAGGUGGUAACGCGGAGAGCAGCGAGAGCAGUGACACUUGCAGCAGUAAAAGCCAUGAUGGGGAUAAAUUCAUUCCAGCACCACCUUCUUCUCCAUUGAGAAAACAGGAAUUAGAAAACCUAAAAUGCUCCAUCCUUGCCUGCAGUGCUUAUGUGGCUCUGGCUUUGGGUGAUAACCUUAUGGCUUUGAAUCAUGCAGAUAAACUUCUUCAGCAGCCCAAGCUGUCGGGAUCUCUGAAGUUUUUGGGCCAUUUAUAUGCUGCAGAAGCCCUCAUCUCUCUGGACAGAAUAUCUGAUGCUAUUACUCACUUGAACCCAGAAAAUGUUACUGAUGUCUCCUUAGGGAUCUCUUCAAAUGAGCAGGACCAAGGAUCAGACAAAGGUGAAAAUGAAGCAAUGGAAUCUUCUGGGAAGCGGGCCCCUCAGUGCUACCCCAGUUCUGUCAACUCGGCUCGGACCGUGAUGCUGUUCAACCUGGGCAGCGCCUACUGCCUGAGGAGCGAAUAUGACAAAGCCCGGAAGUGUCUGCACCAGGCGGCCUCAAUGAUCCAUCCUAAAGAGGUGCCCCCUGAAGCUAUCUUAUUGGCUGUCUACCUUGAGCUGCAGAAUGGUAACACCCAGCUGGCCCUACAGAUCAUCAAAAGGAAUCAGCUGCUCCCUGCAGUGAAAACACUCUCUGAAAUGAGAAAGAAGCCAGUGUUUCAGCCUGUCCACCCAAUCCAGCCCAUCCAAAUGCCAGCGUUCACUGUACAGAGAAAGUGAUAUUUUGCUCUCAGAAAACUGUUACCUGAGACCCAGGGGAGUAUUUAUGAGCCUUUUUAGUUGUAUGACAAAAUGAAUAAAAGACAGAUGGUGAUGGGUGCUAGUUUUGAAGACAAAAUUUUGAAAUGAUUCUAACCCCUGAUUUUUCUUUUUUUUGCCAGAAGCUUACUUAAAAUUAAGGAUUCGCAAAUUCAUUUUCAUCUGUUUUCCCUUUAAUCUUUGCUAGACUAUUAAUUUUGAGCCAUUAUGUGAUAUAUCUGUGUCAUAGGCUAUUAAACCAUGGUCUUAUCAGAACA
Molecule: messenger RNA, 2789 nt
Organism: Phacochoerus africanus (Common warthog)
Lineage: Eukaryota; Metazoa; Chordata; Mammalia; Artiodactyla; Suidae
Gene: CNOT10
Product: CCR4-NOT transcription complex subunit 10
Exons: 19
Coding region: 262-2493 (743 amino acids)
Biological process (GO): mRNA catabolic process; negative regulation of translation
Cellular component (GO): CCR4-NOT complex
Molecular function (GO): protein binding
Source: RefSeq, a predicted model, not a curated record